AUGGCCGCAAUUCACUUUUUCUUGGUGCUCCUGAUCGGGAGUACUCUCACACUCAGCAAGGAAAUAGAACAGAAAGCGAAAGUAUCCGAGCUUCUAGAGAAUGGCAUCAAGGACGAGCCAUCAGGCAAGCCGGUGAAGCGAGGAAUCAUUUCAGGUGGACACGGAUACAUUUCGUCCGGAAUCUCCCACGGAAUUGGCGGUGGUAUCAGCUACAGCAGCGGAAUCGGAAGCGGAAUUGGAAUCGGGAGCGGAAUUGGAAUCGGGAGCGGAAUCGGAAUUGGCAGUGGGAUUGGUAUUGGAAGUGGUAUUGGAAUCGGUAGUGGAAUUGGCAUUGGUGGUAUUGCUGCCGGACCCGGUAUCGCUGUAGGAGGACCUGGCAUCGCCGUCGGUGGUGCAGCAAUUGCUGCUGCACCAGCUGUCGCCGUUGCCGCUGCACCAGCCGUAGCUGUCGCCCCCGCAGUCGCCGUCGCCCCCGCUCCAGCCGUGCAAACAUCAGUCUCAGUCCAACCAAACCCGGUCAUUUUGCGUCAAGAAGUUCCCCGCUUCAUCACAAGAACUAUCACGCGCGACGUUCAGGUCCCAGUACAAGUUCCAGUGCAGGUUCCAGUCGACAGACCAGUUCCUGUACCCUACAGAGUCCCCGUACCUGUACCAGUCGACAGGCCAGUACCAGUCAUCCACAAAGUACCUGUUGAGAUCACAAGACAGGUUCCAGUGUAUUACGAGAGGAAGGUUCCCUACCCAGUCAAAGUACCCGUUUCAGUACCUGUCCCAUACCCAGUGACGGUAGAGAAGCAAGUACCAGUUGACCGCCCCGUGUACAUCAACCGUCAAGUGCCAGUGCCGUAUCCGGUGCACGUCGACCGUCCAGUAAGUGUACCUGUCCCAGUCCACGUUGACAGGCCCGUGCCCGUACCACAGCCCGUCGUAGUCGAUAGACCUGUACCCGUACCGCACCCAGUGGUCGUCGACAGGCCAGUGGCAGUUCAGACUGCGGCUGUCGCUGUACCAGCUGUAUCUUCUGUGGCUGUCCCAGCUGUUUCUAGCGGUAUAGCGAUUGGUGCUGGAAUCGGUUCGGGUAUUUCCAUUGGCCACGGUCUUGGAACCAGUAUCUCAGGAUACGGGGGCUCUUACGCCAGCUCAUACGGCUCUUAUGGAGGCAUCGGCGGCAUCGGCAGCAUCGGCAGCAUCGGCGGCAUCGGCAGCAUCGGCGGCAUUGGCCACUCCUUAGAGUCCUUCGGCCAUUCCAUUCACUAG
Leptosia nina is the source of this 1257-nucleotide messenger RNA. The record is from the annotation of a GenBank genome assembly. NCBI's taxonomy places the organism in Eukaryota, Metazoa, Arthropoda, Insecta, Lepidoptera, Pieridae.